AUGGUCAGGCACGUGAGGGUACACGGUGGCCGGACCUUCUGCCGCCUUGGAGCCCGCAUCAAGGAGGUUGAGUCUUCUGCCCUUCAGAUGUGUGCUCAGCACAGCUCAGCCUCUACGCUGGUUCUGGAUGCCAGGAUCGGCGACAUCAAAGACCAACAGUCUGAGACCCUCAAGCGCGACUUCAUAUCCAUGGUGGACCACAUGCUGGAUACAGGGAAGCGACUUAUAAUAUCCGGCCCACUUCCCCCGACGCGUUAUGGCGAUGUCACCAACAGUCGCCUCCGCCAGCUGGACCUGUGGCUCAAGGGCUUCUGUCUGGGGAGAAGUAUCCCAUAUGUGGACAGUUUUAUUGCUUUUUUAAACAGACCCCACCUUUUUAAAUCUGACGGCCUUCACCCGAACCAGGAGGGGUCAAGGCUUUUAUCAGUAAAUAUUGACCUGAUGCUCCGUUCCUGCACAACCACCUCCUGA
Messenger RNA from Xyrichtys novacula (pearly razorfish), 471 nucleotides. The record is from the annotation of a GenBank genome assembly. NCBI's taxonomy places the organism in Eukaryota, Metazoa, Chordata, Actinopteri, Labriformes, Labridae.